GGAAAAUUUUUCAAAACUCGAGGAAACAUGCUAACGGCCUCGUAAAAUAAUAUUUCUUCACGGUUUGCUUCCUAAACUUUAGAAAUUAUAGUUCCUAUAUAAGCCAGCAAUAAUGGCAAUAAAUAAUGGUUAUUUUGUCAUGCCAAUGAACAUGGAUAGAGUUUGUCGCAUUUGUUUACAAGAGAAUACAAAUUUAUCACCUAUUUUUUGCAAUGAGCAAGAUGUAGGUAGUCUUUCGGAUUUACCGCAGAAAAUUCAAGUCUGCGGAGCUGUUGAGUGUCAUGAGCACGAUGGCUUACCUGCUAUGAUCUGCGAUGUUUGUAUAUACAAAGCAAGCGUUGCUCAUGAAUUUAGACAAUUAUGCCAACAUUCUGAUACUAGAUUGCGGCUUUAUUACAACAAACCUGCUAAAUUUAAUGCUAUUGAUUCUGGCACCCAAACUGAUCUACAAACUCAAGUUCUUUUAACAAAAACUGCCGAAGAAUUACAAAAUCAUUAUUUUGUAAAACAAGAAGUAAUGAAUAAUCAGCAGUUUCAUAAUGCAAUAUCAAACGAGGAAUACAAUCCAGAAGCGCAGAAUAAUGCAGUUGUUACAGCAAUUGAAUCAACAAUGCCUGUUGACGUAACUAUAUCAGUUGAAGAAGAAAAACUUUUUAAUUGUCAUCUGAAUUUUGAUGAGCAAUCUAAGGAUGUUGAUAAAAAUUCCGAAGUCGUACCUUGUGAUACGCAGUCGGUAACGUGUACACAAGAAUUAAUUCCAGUUACGACAAAUUUAAUCGAUAGUGUUUGUAAUAUAGAAGCACAUAUAAAUACACCAGAUAAUGGAGUAAAAAAUGAUGUUAGUUAUUAUACUUACAUGACAAAAGAUGAUCAUGAAACUAUCGAUGAAGAAGAAAAUAGUUUAGAAAAACGAACGUCGUGCAGAAAAUUGAAAACUAUAGACAGUAAUACUUUUGAAAGUCAGGAAAUUGAACAUGAUUAUUUCGGACCCGAUAGUGACAGUCAAAAUCAAGAAGAGACAAAGUUUAAAUGCGAUACGUGUUCAAAAUGUUAUAGUACCCAAAAGGGUUUAAAAAAACAUCAGUUAAUCCAUGAAAAACAGUAUAAAUGCGAGAUUUGCUUGAAAACAUUUUGCAAGCUUGAAAAUUUAGAUAAACAUAAGCAUAUUCAUACAAAAAAACCACACGCUUGUCAGUUAUGUCACGCCAGUUUUUCAAAAUCUCAUAGCUUGGUUAAGCAUUUAAAAUCUCACACUGAUAAAGUUAAUAAUAUUAUAAAACAAAUUAACUCCGAUGAUCAAAAAGAAGAAAUAAAUGAUAAAAAAAAUUCAAAAAGUGAAGAUGAUACGGAAGACGAAAGUGGAAAUGGUAAUGAACCCGAUGGCUUUGAAAAUGCACCAGAGAUAUUUAAAUGCGAAGUAUGUGGUCAGUAUUGUUCGACAUUAAAAAAUCUAAAACGUCAUGCCCUUAUUCAUGGAGAAAGAAAGUAUUCUUGUACAGUCUGUAAAAAAUGGUUUUUCCGACCAGAUACAUUAAAAAAACAUGCAGAAAGACAUGGGCAUGGAUUACUCGACAAUCUUGCUGAUGAUAAUAAAUUGUAUGACUCCGAUGAUGAUCUAUUUGCACAUGCCGCAAACAGUAAUACAAUAGAAAAUGAUAAUGUAAGGAAAGAAGAAAGCGAAGAAGAAGGUAAUGGUGAGUAUAAGUGUCAACAUUGCGACAAGGUAAUGGCUACAAAGAAGGGUCUUCGAAGACACGUUGCUAUGCAUAAACCUAAACCAGAACCAGCAAUUUGUGAAAUAUGUAAAAAAGUUUGUGCUAGUCGAGCUCGGCUCACUCUUCAUCAAAAAACUCAUAACAAGCCUAAAGAAAAAGUACCACGCGAGUAUCUUUGUCAUAUCUGUAGUAAAGUAUAUCCUAGUAAUUCUUCUCUCACUUAUCACAUGAGAACUCAUACAGGAAUUAAACCACAUGUAUGCAAAACAUGUAACAGUGGUUUCACUACGACUACGAGCUUGGCUAAUCACAUUCGUAUUCACACUGGUGAUAAGCCUUUUGUUUGUCAUGUAUGCAGUGCAGCCUUUGCUGUUAGUUCUGCAUUUAGGCGGCACUUGACACGUCAUACGGGUGAAGCCAAUUAUCUUUGCAAAACGUGCGGAAAAGCCUUUAAACGACUAAGUACAUUAAAAGAGCACACGUAUACACAUUCCGGGGAGAAGCCUUAUGUUUGUAAGACUUGUGGAGCGGCAUACAGUCACAGUGGGAGUCUCUUUGCUCAUCAGAAGCGAUGCAGAGUACAGUAUACUGAGAUGGUGGUGGAAGACCAUCAUCACACGGUAGCUCAUCAUAUCCAUGUUAAUAAUGUGCAAUCCGCGGUGCGGUCGCUUGCUGUGAUAGGUCAGAUGUUUUGAAGAAAUCUCAAACUGAUUUGUUUCAAAAUAUAUACGUCCAGUACUUUAUUAUCGAUUACGUAUCUUACGACUGAAAUUGAAUACAAGAACCAUUAUUGUAUGCAUUUUUCCCUUUUUAUAAACUAUUAUGUUACUCUUUACUUUAGAUUCAUUAUUACUAUACCAUUUAAUACAAAUUGUUAAGCGGCUUUUUUACAAUUACUUUAGUUGACAAAUACUAACGAUUUUUAUUGUACUA
This is a messenger RNA of Ceratosolen solmsi marchali, 2648 nucleotides long. Its product is annotated as zinc finger protein 260. The transcript has 3 exons. Gene Ontology annotation, biological process: regulation of transcription by RNA polymerase II. NCBI's taxonomy places the organism in Eukaryota, Metazoa, Arthropoda, Insecta, Hymenoptera, Agaonidae. The coding region runs from base 113 to 2410 and encodes 765 amino acids. Gene Ontology annotation, cellular component: nucleus. Gene Ontology annotation, molecular function: DNA-binding transcription factor activity; zinc ion binding; RNA polymerase II cis-regulatory region sequence-specific DNA binding. The record is from RefSeq and is a predicted model, not a curated record.